UUGGCACACGUUCAUCAAAUAGAAAACCACAGUGUAAAACAGCAGAAUUCCAUAUCUGAUGAAUUUCAAAAUAGAUAUCUAACAAAGCUAAGCUACUUGACAGAAUCGAUGUUGUAAAAAAAAAGAAGAAAUAUAAAAAAGGCAAGAAAAUACGCACGCUUUGAGUCCUCUCGGGUUCCGUUCAACUUGUGGUCACAACGACAAAGCGAAAAAAAGGUUAGCGAUUAGCUAGUCAGCUAAUCCCUCGCAUAACUCAGUUGCUGCACAUUUCACAGGUUUAUGAAGAAAUGGACAUGGUCAGGGGACCGGGCUGAAUUUAGAAACGGAUUUGGAGUUUUUCAAGUUGAAUUUCACCAGUCUAUAUGCAUCAGCAUUGCCAUGGACAAAUCUCAGUGAUGGAGUCCCAGAGGAAAAGCUCUGGUGAGGACAGUUCAGGGGAGCGAGGUUCGCUCCACACCUGGAAGGGCUACUCCUGUUGUGUCACCCCAGAAAGAGUGCUCCUGUCCAGGCCUGUGCUGCAGGCUGCCCUGGGAACACGCCAUGGGGUUCUACUGGUGGAGGGCGGGCAAGUGUACAGCUUUGGUGAGUUCCCAUGGAAACAGAGCCAGGUCUCAGUGGUGGGCCCCCUGAAGCCCGUCCUAGAGAGCGCUCUCAGCGGCCAGCGCGUUGUCGCCGUGGCAGCGGGCAGCUUCCACAGCGGGGCGGUUACCGAGGACGGCGGUGUCCACAUGUGGGGGGAGAACUCCUUCGGCCAAUGUGGCCUGUCCAGCCUCACUGUAGUCCCCAACCCUACUCCAGUGGCUGUCCUGGACCCCGACACCAGCCCCCCUCAUACCAUCCGGGUCCUGGAGCUGGCCUGCGGGGAGCAGCACUCCCUUGCACUCUCUGCCCAGCACGAGGUGUGGGCCUGGGGCAGCGGCUGCCAGCUGGGCCUGGUCACCACCAUCUUCCCAGUAUGGAAGCCCCAGAAGGUGGAGCACCUGGCGGGCAGACACGUCCUUCAGGUGGCCUGUGGGGCCUUCCACAGCCUUGCCUUGGUGCGUUGCCCACCACCUCAGGAGGCCCGGCGGCCCCUGCCAGACAAGUGUGGCCAGUGCAACCAGCUGCUCUACACCAUGACGGACAAGGAGGACCACGUCAUUAUCUCAGAUAGUCAUUACUGCCCCCUAGGGGUGGAGUUGCUGGACGACGGAGAGGCCAGGCUGGAGCCUGGAAGGUCCCCUCCGCUCAGGCUCCAGAGCUCCCUUUCAGAGCCCCUCUCCUCUCAUACCUCGGCCUCAGCGCCUGGUCUCCAUCCCUCCAUAACAGACCAUCCAGACUAUGAGAGGAGGAGGACAGUGGCACAGAAUGGGAAAGUCUUAACCACUACAGACUCUGAAAUCUCUGCUGCUGGGACAGACUCUGAUCGAACUGUUGGAGGUGUGGGGGGUGUAGGGUCUCAGAACUCCCCCUACCCUGAUGAUCAGGCAGUGAAAGAAUAUCUCAAGAAACUGUCUGACACCUCAUCGGCUGAGGAGACUGCCAAGAUGACCAUAGCAGGAGCAAGUUUUCAGCCCCCAGCAGAUAGCCUUGACCUCCUGACCUCUGACCUCCUCCCUGGGGUUAUGCCAGUGACCACCAGCUCUGCCCUCAACAGCCUGGUCUCAUCCUGUGCCUCCGCCGUGGCCGAGAGAGUGGUCUCCACCUGCGAGGCUCUGUCCCUGAAGAAGAGGAUUAACUGCUACUACCCUGGGGUUGGGGGUGUAGCAGGAGUACCCGGUGGGUUUCCAGGGGGCCCCGCGGAGGAGCGGGUGCGUCUGGAGGAGUCCAUGCAGGGGAAGAAGAGCUGCAGCACGGGGGAUAUCCGUGAGGAGGAGGCUGAGGGCCUGAGUCGACGUCUCUCUCUGCCUGGACUCCUCUCUCAGGUGUCCCCCAGGUUGCUGCGGAGGGCCAGCCGGCCCAGGGUGCGAGCGGUGCCCCUCACCCCUGUGGGAGGGCUCCCAGAGGCGGGGGAGCUGCUCCCCUCCCUGCAGACCGAGGUGUGGAGCUGGGGGCGUGGUGAGGAGGGCCAGCUAGGCCACGGGGACAACCUCCCCAGGCUGCAGCCACUGUGCAUCAAGUGUUUGAGCAGUAAGGAGGUGGUGCGUGUGGCUGCUGGGGCACAUCACUCCCUGGCCCUGACGGCACAGUCCCAGGUCUUCUCCUGGGGUAGUAACAGCUCUGGCCAGCUAGGACACAUGGCGUGUCCUACUACUAUCCCUCGCCUUGCCAAGCUGUCUGAGGGGAUCCGUGUAUGGGACGUGGGUGCGGGGGCACAGCACACCCUCCUCCUGGCCGAUGGGGACUGUUACCAGCCCAUCCUUUACUAUAGCGGACAGCAGGUCAGAGAGGCGGCGCAGGACGCACCCCAGGACCAGACAGAGGGGUACAGCUACACCCAGCAACCAGUGCUGCUCCCCUUUUGCAUGAACUUGGGCUACGUGAGCGGUGUGUUCGCGGGGGGCCAGAGCUGCAUGGUGUUAGCCGACCGCAACGUCACGGGUUUCAUCGCCAGCCUCCAUGAGCUGGCUGCUGCCGAGAGGAAGUUCUACUGCAAGCUGAGCUCUGUGAAGAACCACAUCCUGCGCCCCCUGUUGGACCUGGGUGAGAACUACUGCUCCCGCUACAGCUCCGCUGGACAGAGGCCAUGGGUCAGAGAGUCGUUGAGUACAGCCCUAGGCCCGGCGUCCACAGUGCUGCUACAGAGCCUGGCGAGGUGUUAUAGCCGCCUGUGCCACCUCACUGGGCAGCACUCCGCCUCGCUCACCGCCAACCUGCGCCGCCGUCGGGAGGUGAAAAGCUUGGUUAUGCUGGAGCACGCCAGCAUCUUCCUGGACACGUACAAUGAGUACUGCUGCUCUGUGGGUAACUUCCUGGUGAUGGGGGGCUUCCAAGCUCUGGCCAAGCCCUCGCUAGAUUUCUUUGGGAAGUGUCCAGAGCUGUUGCAGCGCCUGGCAGAGUCCAGCGAGGAGAACAUUCCUCUGAGUGACCUGUUGGUGGCGCUCUUCUACCUGCCCAUGAGACACCUUCACGAGUAUGGCAGGCUGCUGCUCAAACUGGGAACCUGCUUCGAGGUGAGCUCAGUGGACUACCAGAAGCUGCAAGACGGCUGCUCUAAGUUUGAAGCCCUGGCUCUUCAUCUGAAGAGGAGGAGGAAGGAGGCAGAGUACACGUACCACUUCUGGAAGAGCUUCCCUGGCAAGAUGACGGUCAGUGGCCUGGAUUCCCUGCGUAAGCCCCCCCGGAGGCUGAUCUGUGAGAGCAGUAACAAGGCACUGACGCUGCAGAACUCUGGAAGGUUCUCUGUCAACUGGUUCAUCCUCUUCAAUGAUGCACUCGUCCACGCUCAGGUAAGCACAGCUCUUACAGCUGGCUCUUACAAAGGUGCCAAUCUCUCUUUUCUUUCAUUCACCCUCAGAGCAUUUGAUAUGAAUAUAUCUGGUGUGUUGACUGACUCCUAUCAAGUUGUGUGUUUGUCUUUGUCCUUGUCCUAUCAGGGUGUGGUUCCCUAUAAAAGCCUUUUUUCCACCCACCAUGUCUUCCCAUUGGCCACACUGUGGGUCGAGCCCAUCCCUGAAGAGAACACUGACCUGUAUGGACUGAAGGUGAUCUCACCUGAGGAGACCUUCACCCUGCUGGCCUGUUCUUCCAUGGAGAAGGCCAAGUGGCUUCGCGCCAUCAACCAGGCGGUGGACCAGGCCAUGAGUGGGGCGGGGCAGUCAGGCUCAGGGGCAGGGCAGAGGGCGGAGCCUCCCAUCUCCCGGACCGCCUCCUACACCUUCUACAAGGACAGCCGUCUGAAGGAGGCCACCUACGAGGGCCGCUGGCUGGCCGGCAAGCCCAAUGGGAGGGGAAUGAUGAAGUGGCUUGAUGGGAGAAUUUACACGGGGACGUUCAAGAACGGACUGGAGGAUGGUUUUGGAGAUUACGUUAUGCCCAGCAAGAUGUUGAACCUGAACGACCACUAUCAAGGCCACUGGAAAGAAGGGAAGAUGCACGGCAUCGGAACAUACAAGUAUGCUACAGGUGAGUUGUAUGAGGGCUCGUUCCAGGACAACAUGCGUCACGGUCACGGGAUGCUGCGCAGCGGCACGCUGAACUCUUCCUCCCCCAGCGUCUUCAUCGGCCAAUGGGUGCACGACAAGAAGACGGGCUACGGCGUCUUUGAUGAUAUCACCAGAGGAGAGAAGUACAUGGGCAUGUGGCAGGAUGACCAGCGGCAGGGUACGGGCGUCAUAGUAACCCAGUUUGGCCUGUACUAUGAGGGAGCCUUCAACAACAACAAGAUGCAGGGCACAGGGGUCUUGCUGUCUGAGGACAACACCGCAUAUGAAGGAGAGUUCUCGGAGGACUGGACUCUCAACGGGAAGGGUGUGCUGACUAUGCCUAAUGGGGACUACUUUGAGGGCACCUUCACCGGGGAGUGGGGCUCCGGCCUGAAGGUCACCGGAUCCUUCUUCAAACCCAACCUCUAUGACUCAGACGGGUACAAGGGCCGCGCUGUUAAGCUGGGGCGCCUGGCGGUGCGUCCGGAGGAGAAGUGGAAGGCAGUGUUUGAGGAGUGUUGGAUGAGGCUGGGCUGUGAGGCCCCUGGCCAGGGAGAGAACCAGUGAGCCUGGGAGAACAUCGCUGUAGCCCUGACCACCAGCAGGAGACAGCACAGAGACUGCCCGGAGAUGAACCUGAGUCAGAGUCAUAACAUAACUCUGGAGAGUCUGGAGUUCAACCCUCAGCAGCAUGUUGGCCCUGUUACCAUGGAGAAGUAUGACCGUAUCCGCC
Messenger RNA from Oncorhynchus masou masou (cherry salmon), 4797 nucleotides. RefSeq names its product alsin-like. Gene Ontology annotation, biological process: regulation of GTPase activity; endosomal transport. Bases 363 to 4631 code for a protein of 1422 amino acids. The record is from RefSeq and is a predicted model, not a curated record. The transcript has 26 exons. Lineage: Eukaryota; Metazoa; Chordata; Actinopteri; Salmoniformes; Salmonidae. Gene Ontology annotation, cellular component: cytoplasm; intracellular membrane-bounded organelle; centrosome. Gene Ontology annotation, molecular function: small GTPase binding; guanyl-nucleotide exchange factor activity.